AUGACGUAAGGAGCGUCAAGCAAAAUGGCGUCGCCUUAAACACAAAUCUGUGUGAAUGGGUUUAUUGAUGUAGAAGUCGGCCUCGGUCGAGGUUGUAAGUGUUUGUUUUUGCGGUCGCUCCGGAAUAAAGGCGCGUUUAAAGAGCAGAUAAGCCCGUUUGAGGCGUUUCCCGAGCGGCUCGGCUCGGUUUUCCCCCUUCGGUGACAGCCGGAGAGGCGAGCCGCUGACAGACAGGAUGGACACGGGAGAAUACACCUCCACGAUGGAGAGCAUGGACUCGACUCUAUCGGAGUUAGGGGAUGAAUUCACCCUGGGAGACAUUGACGAGAUGCUGCAGUUUGUCAGCAACCAGGCCGGCGACUUCCCCGACCUGUUUGAGGACCAGAUGACGGGAGGCGCCUCCUCCACCCAGCAACCCACCAUCCAGACGCCUCAGGCCCCCCAGACUCUAACCGCCGCCGCCGCCGCCGCCACGCCGGCCGCCGUCGCCACCGCCGCCUCCUACCACAGCCCCAAAAUCACCCUGGCCUCCUCCCAGUCUGUGCCCCUCACUCCUCCUCUCACCCCCGUGCAGACGCCCUCCCCCAACACGUCAUCUCUGCAGCAGCAGCAGCAGCAGCAGCAGCAGCAGCUGGUGACCCGCAGCCCCCCCCUCCUUCAGCCCCGGCCUCAGGUGGUCCAGCCCAUCCAGCCUCAGCCUCAGCAGAUGGCCCAGCCCACCAUCCAGAUGCACACCCAGGCCAUCCCCAUGCAGACCCAGAACUUCCCGGUCCACACCCUGGUCCAGACCCACAACCAGACGCCCCUCCCCAUCCAGACACAGGCCCAGACCGUGAUGAUCGCCUCCAACGGCGGACAGUCGCGCUUCAUCCAGAACCCCGUCAUCUGCCACCAGAGCCCGGCUCCUAGUUUCCAAGUCCUCCAGCCACAGAUGCAGAGCAUCAUGACGUCUCAGCAGCUGCAGCCCGUCACCAUUCAGCACCAGCGCGUCCUGACUCAGGGCGGUCAAACCAUCCAGACGCUCUCCGCUCCCACCACAGUCCACGCCGUGCAGCAGCAGAUGCAACAACUGCCCUCUUUUGGUUGUGGUCAGGUUCUGGUGCAGCAGCCUCAGAUACUGAAGACGGACUCGUUGGUUCUCACGACGCUGAAGCCAGACGGGACACAGGUGCUGUCCACCAUGCAGAGCCCUGCAGGGAUCACCACCCUCACCACGCCCAUCCAGAACACCGCUCUGCAAGUACCGACGCUGAUGAGCAGCAACAUCCUGACCACCGUCCCUGUGAUGAUGGGAGCAGGCGGAGGAGGAGACAAGCUGCCCAUCAAGCACCUACAGCAGGGCUCCCCCCACUGUCCCAACGGAGUCAGAACCAGCAUGGAGCAGAGCCAGAUGACGGCGGGCGGAGGAGGGGGAGGAGGAGGAGGGGUAGUAAUCGGACCGGGAGGGGUGGUGAAGGAGGGCGAGAGGAGGACGACCCACAACAUCAUCGAGAAGAGGUACCGGUCGUCCAUCAACGACAAGAUCGUGGAGCUCAGAGAUCUGGUCAUGGGCAACGACGCGAAGAUGCACAAGUCAGGAGUGCUGAGGAAGGCUAUAGAUUACAUCAAGUAUCUGCAGCAGGUCAACCACAAGCUGCGGCAGGAGAACCUGGCCCUUAAGAUGGCCAACCAGAAGAACAAGCCUGUGACGCUGUCUGAAGACGUGGAGCUCAAACAGGAAGUAGUGAUGAUGUCUCCUCCAGCCUCGGACUCUGGUUCCGGUUCCCCUCACCAGUUCUCUCCGUACUGUGUCGACUCGGAGCCCGGCAGCCCUCUGCUGGAUCACGACCAGCUGAAGAGUGAGCCAGAUUCUCCCUCCUCGGUCGGAGUGAUGGAUCGUUCUCGACUGCUUCUCUGUGCCCUCACCUUCUUCUGCCUCUCCCUGAACCCCCUGCCCUCUCUCCUGGGCUCCGAGGCGUCGGGCUCCCCCAGCCUGUCCUCCGGCCACGGCCCGUCGAGGACGCUCGUCUGGUUUCCAACCCACACGCAGGACUUUGCGUCUUGGCUGCGAUGCCUGUUGCCGUGGGUGAUGGUGUGGGUGCUGAGCGGCGUGGGAGCCGUGUGGGGCUGCGUCAGGGUGCUGUACCUGUGGGAGCCCGUCACGCCCCUCCACUCGCCAAAGUCCGUGUCCUUCUGGAGGCACCGCAAACAGGCAGACCUGCAUCUCAACAGGGGAGACUACACGGCGGCGAUGUCCAGCCUGGAGACGUGUCUCUCUGUCCUGACCAGGGCGCUUCCCUCCACCAGCCUGGACCUGGUCUGCUCGCUGUCCUGGAACGUGAUUCGCUACUGCUUGCAUCGGCCGACCCCUCUGGGCUGGCUGGUUCACCAGGUGGGAGGAAAACACGAAGGGGAGGAGGCGAGGACGAGCGCGAAGGACGCCGCUCUGGUUUACCACCGGCUGAGCCAGCUGCAGCUCACAGGGAAGCUGCCUCAGCGUAGCAGCCUGUGGGCUUUGUCUCUGUCUCUGAGCGCCGUCAACCUCAGCGAGAGCGCCCAAGGCAAGAUGGCGCCCGCACAGCUCGCCCAGAUCUACGUCACCGCAGCAACAGCCCUGCGCACCGUCCUGGGACAUCAUCUCUCCUGUCUGCCCGGUUACCUGCUGGGUUGUGCGGAGAGCGUUGCCAGCCAAUCGGACACCAAGACGAUCCCAGACUGCCUGCGUUGGCUCUUCACUCCUCUGGGGAGGCAGUUCUUCCUGAGCUGCGAGUGGUCGGUGAAAUCGGAGAGCAGCGACGGCGUCUUCACUUCCCAGAGAGACCCAGCCGACCCCAUCGCACAGCUGCACCGCUGUUUCUGCAGGAAGCUCCUAGAAAGAGCCGUCCACAGCCUCAUUCAGCCGCAGAGCGACUCGGACGCAGGAAAACGACAGAAGAAUGAAUCAGGGGAGUUUUCCAGUGCACUCGAAUUCCUCCAGUUGUUGAACAGCUGCACCGAGGACUCUCCUUCCCCUCCUUCCUCGUUUCCGACUCCUCCCAAUCACACCACCGUCCCAGUGGGAGACCCCGUGAGUCGCUGGUGGGCUCUGGUCCUGAAGGCUGCCGUGCACUGGCUGCAGGGCGACGACGUGGUGGUGAGGUCUCUGCUGUCUGAAGCCGAGCGAAUGCCGAGGGCUCUGCACAUCCUCGACCACCCGAUGCCCAAGACCGUGCUCCUCCUCUGCAAGGCGGUCCAGAUGAGCCUGUCCCCCCUGAAGGGAGACGGGGCCGUGUCCUGCCUGUCCCACUGCGACAGAGCCAGCAGCUACCUGCGCUCCAGCAUCUCGGUGCCGCUCACCCAGUCUGGAAACUGGCUCAACAAGGGGGUGGAGCUCCUGCUCUGUGACCUCCUGCUGACGCUGAGGACCAGUCUGUGGCAGCGCGCCGGCACCAGCAACGGAGAACCGGGUCCGGCUCCGGGGUCCCAGUUGGCUGGUUUUCAGAGGGACCUCAGCGCCCUGAGGAAGCUCACGCAGAGCUACAGACAGGCCCAGCACAAGGUUUUCCUUCAUGAGACCACGGUGAGGCUGAUGGCCGGAGCCAGUCCCACCAGGACUCACCAGCUGCUGGAGCACAACCUCCGACGAAGGACGCAGAACUCCUACACGGCCGGCGAGUGCGUCCUGGGUGAGAGAGAGAGGGCCCACGCCAUCCUGCUGGCCUGCCGCCACCUCCCCAUGCCCCUGCUGACCCCCCCGGGGCACCGGGCUCGCCUGCUGGCCGAGGCCAAGCGCACCCUGGAGCGCGUGGGCGACCGGCGCUCGCUGCAGGACUGCCAGCAGAUCCUGCUGCGUCUGAGCGGCGGCACCACCAUCGCCGCCUCCUAGACGCUUCCACCGGGCUCCUCGUUGGUCCUCGUAACACAAGCCGAGGGGCCGCGGGGGCUGCACAUCUUUAUUUUAUUUUGUUUCGUUUCUUUUUGCUGGUUUAAUGCUUAUUCGUUGCUGCACAAUCACCCCACCUUCUGCUCACUAGUGGUUACUACACCGGCACGCUGCCUCAUUUUAAACGAGGAAAAAAAAAAUUGAAAAUCAGGUGAAACAUCCUCCUCCUCCUCCUCUUCCUCCCCAAAAAGGAAAAAAGGGACCACGCAGCACAGCCGUGCAUUAAUUAGCUUUAGAAUUAAUGAUCUGUACAAUCAUGACUAGCACCUACGACGCGAGUGCUAAGUAAUAAGUUAAUGUCUCAUUUCAGUUUGCUUCGUUUGAAGGGCUUUACAGCGGCGCGCACACUGAAAGCUUUUUAGCCUCUUAACCGUACAGUGCUGAGUAGUGUCUCUUCUUAUCUACCUCAAACACUGUACAAUGCCAGCAUUGUACCGUGCAGCGAAACGGACGCCGAACGAUCGGAGGGAAAAUCUGAACGACGGGAGGGAAGCAGCAGCGACGGCCUAACCACACAAACACACACACACAGAUACAGAUUACUGCGUUUUGAAACUCACAAUGUGAUUGUAUAUAGGUUGUACAUAGAUAUAUUAAACAGGAAGUUCUUAAUAGCUGCUUCAGAGGAGGAAGCAGAGUCUUUAUAAUCUGACCCGGAGAACUUCUUAGGGCACGACGACCACGUCGACUCCUGCUCCGGACUCGGCUUUGAAUAGAAAUCUAAAUUCUUGAUGAGGAUAAUAAAAAAAAACAUAAAAACAUGUAAAAUAUAAAGUGAGGAUUUCAUUCCUUCGUCCAGCUCUGAUGAAAAAAACUCAAAAAGGCCUUCGUGUGACGUUUUAGAGAUGAAUAACAGAACGAUGGAGGAUCUCUGUUUAUUUUCCUGUCAUUCCCGUUUCUGAUCAUUUCUCUUUUUCUUUCUUUUUUUUAUUUAAUGUAACAUUUUAUUCGUGUGGAAAGUGCAGGGGCGAGUGUCGCAGUUUUUUCUGUUUUCUAUCCGCAGCCUUGGGCUCAGAAAAACUCUUAAUAGGAAGAUGUUUUAUAUUUUAUUAAACGAGUAAAUCCCUCAUGUAAGCUCUUAGCUGGGUGUUUUAGGAUCACUCUUUAUUUAGAUCAAGUGUGAUGUUAGACGUUGGCAGAUUUUUUUAUUUUUUUUGUCUUCCAGGUGAGUCCGAGCUGUUAUCUACUGAAAAUAUUUACCUGGAAAAGAGAGAAAUGCUUAAAGCUGGAGCCUUUGCUUUCACUUUAAUCAUGUUACUUUAUUAUUAUUAUUUUUUUCUCUGUCGUCUUCUCAUUGUGUUUUAUUUUCCGUGUUUAUUUGGAUGUUUUCUAAUAAAACAGCACAUGAGCGUG
This is a messenger RNA of Mugil cephalus (flathead mullet), 5254 nucleotides long. It is a transcript of the gene srebf2, whose product is annotated as sterol regulatory element binding transcription factor 2. Gene Ontology annotation, molecular function: protein dimerization activity; RNA polymerase II cis-regulatory region sequence-specific DNA binding; DNA-binding transcription factor activity, RNA polymerase II-specific. The record is from RefSeq and is a predicted model, not a curated record. Gene Ontology annotation, biological process: positive regulation of cholesterol storage; positive regulation of transcription by RNA polymerase II. The transcript is spliced from 20 exons. Gene Ontology annotation, cellular component: nucleus. Bases 236 to 3844 code for a protein of 1202 amino acids. Lineage: Eukaryota; Metazoa; Chordata; Actinopteri; Mugiliformes; Mugilidae.